This is a messenger RNA of Melanotaenia boesemani (Boeseman's rainbowfish), 4792 nucleotides long. It is a transcript of the gene sort1b, whose product is annotated as sortilin 1b. Gene Ontology annotation, molecular function: protein binding. Gene Ontology annotation, biological process: Golgi to endosome transport; vesicle organization; endocytosis. Gene Ontology annotation, cellular component: Golgi apparatus; membrane. The transcript is spliced from 20 exons. Lineage: Eukaryota; Metazoa; Chordata; Actinopteri; Atheriniformes; Melanotaeniidae. The record is from RefSeq and is a predicted model, not a curated record. Bases 329 to 2800 code for a protein of 823 amino acids.
UGAUCGUUACAGUAUCAUGUUGGGUAUAGAGUUGCAGGGCGAGAAAUUGCAGUUGAAUAUCCCGGUUAAUUUGCUAUAAAUUUAGGGGGUUUAUAUUGAUAUUUGUGCUGCUGCGCGGUGAGACACACGAACCUUUAAGGACGCUUCUUAUUUUCAAAGCCUGAAAUAGUCGCUGUCAGGAGGACUCUUGUUUUGUUGAUGUCAUCCGUGGUAGAGCUGUAGCGACCUUCACUUGCUGCUGUAUAAGACGGGGAUAAACAAAGACUCGUUUUGGUUUCUGUUUUUGUUCUUUGUUGUUCUUUGUUUGUCACUUUCAGCAACAGCGAGGAUGGGACAUUUAUUGCACGGUAUCCUGCUGUUUUCUGUAUAUACUUUCACUGUCGGCUUAGAUUUCCAGCCGGGAUCCAAACCCCUCGGACAGUCUGUUUUUCUGAAGCAGUCACGCAUUGGAGAGAAAGCCGCGAAAAUCGUGAAGAGAUCUCUGCCUGGCUGGCUGGCUCCAUCACCAAACCACAAGAUAAAACGAAGAAGCACCGAGCAGGACGACUCAUGUAAAGCGCUCCAAGGAUCUGACACCAAGUUAGCGAACAACACCCACAUAUACGCCUUCAAUGACCUGAGUGGGUCAGUGUCACUGGCCUGGGUUGGAGAUGGUACAGGGGUCAUUCUGGCUUUGACGACCUUUCAGGUGCCCUUCUUCUUGGUGAAACUCGGGCAGUCCAAACUCUAUCGAAGUGAGAACUACGGGAAGUCAUUUCAGGAUGUGACCAAUUUAAUCAAUAACACCUUCAUCAGAUCAGAGUUUGGCAUUGCAAUCGGCCCAGAAAACUCAGGGAAAGUGAUCCUGACUGGUGAAGUAUCUGGAGCUCUGGAGUCUCGGAUUUUCAUCACAGAUGAUUUUGGAAAGACUUUCACCCACCGGGACUUGCCUUUCAUCCCCAUUAUGCAGAUCAUUUACAAUCCUGAGGACUCAAAUAAGCUAGUAGUCCUCAGCAGCAGUAAUGAACUGUGGCUUUCUGAGGAUUUUGGCACCAACUGGAAAAAGGUCCACGACAUGGUGUGUCUGGUGAAAUGGGGAAGGAAAAAUACCCUCUUCUUCACAGCCAGCCAAAAUGGAUCCUGCAGUGAUCGGGGAAUGUUAGACCUGAAGAGAACUACAGACUAUGGUAAAACCAAAAAGACAAUCGCCAGUAAGAUCUACUCUUUCGGCCUCGGUGGACGCUUCCUCUUUGCCUCUGUAAUGACAGGCAAGGGCAUGCUAAGGAUGAUCCACGUGUCUGUGGACCAGGGUGAGACUUGGAACAUGGCCCAGCUGCCACCCGUCGGUCACGAGCAGUUCUACUCCAUCCUGGCUGCAAAUGACGACAUGGUUUUCAUGCACGUUGAUGAACCUGGAGAUACAGGAUUUGGUACAAUUUAUGUGUCGGAUGACCGGGGCACUGUGUACUCCAAGUCACUGGAGCAUCAUCUUUAUACCACCACGGGGGGCGAUACAGACUUCACUAACGUCACAUCCCUACGAGGAGUUUUCAUCACUAGCAUCCUGGGUGAAGAUAGCUCUGUGCAGUCUGUGGUAUCCUUUGAUCAGGGAGGGGAGUGGGUUCCCCUGCAGAAACCUGCCAACACCAGGUGUGAUGCUACAGCCAAGGACCCUGAAAAGUGCAGUCUCCACAUUCAUGCAGCUUACAGCACUGCAAUGAAGCUGAAUGUCCCCAUGCUGCCUCUGUCUGAACCAAAUGCUGUGGGUCUCGUCUUAGCUCACGGCAGCGUUGGUGAUGCAAUCUCAGUGAUGCGGCCCGAUGUAUAUGUGUCUGACGAUGGGGGCUAUACCUGGAUAAAAGCACUUGAGGGGCCCCAUCACUAUGCUAUUCUGGACUCGGGGGGGCUGCUGGUAGCUGUGGAGCACAGCAUUAAUGAACCUGUCAACCAGAUCAAAUUUUCCACUGAUGAAGGGCAGUGCUGGGGUGUGUAUAACUUCACCACAGAUCCCAUUUUCUUUACUGGGCUGGCAUCAGAGCCAGGGGCUCGCUCCAUGAAUGUCAGCAUCUGGGGUUACAGAGACUCCCUCUUCAGCCAGUACUGGAUCUCCUUCACCAUUGACUUCAGGGAUCUUCUCACCAGAGACUGUGGAGAAGAUGACUAUGUGCAGUGGUUGGCCCACUCUGAUGAUAUAAGUGACCCAAAUGAUGGCUGCAUGCUGGGUUACAAAGAGAAGUUCCUGCGGCUCAGAAAGGACUCAGUUUGCUGGAACGGUCGUGAUUAUGACGUCAACAAACAACCGACCCCGUGUCCAUGCACGCUGGAUGACUUCUUGUGUGACUUUGGGUACUACCGUAAUGAGAACAGCUCAGAGUGUGUGGAGCAGCCAGACCUGAAAGGCAAAGUGUUGGAGUUUUGUCUGCAUGGAAAAGAGGAGCAACUGCAGACCAGUGGGUAUAGAAAAAUCCCAGGUGAUAAAUGUGAGGGAGGAGAGAUGCCUGAACGUAAAGAGAUCGACCUCAGUAGGAGGUGUGUCAGUGACUUGGUGGGCUCAGACCGUUUGACAGACACUCGGUCUACCAGUUCUGUGCCCAUCGUGAUAACCGUCAUUGUGGUCAUGCUGCUGAGCAUUGCAGCAGGUGUGGUCUUUGUCAAGAAAUAUGUCUGUGGUGGCAGGUUUUUGGUUCACAGGUACUCUGUGCUGCAGCAGCAUGUUGAAGACAAUUCUGCUGAUGGGAUGGAUGACCCGCUAGAGACCAACCACACUCAAAAUGGCAAAAUUGAAUUUCACGAUGACUCAGAUGAGGAUCUGCUUGAAUAACAGGCGACACCUGUUACACAACUGAGCAACAGGUUUCCUGUCCACCGUGUGGCCGGCCGCUGUCCCUGCCACUCUUAUGUCUCCAGCUCCUUCUUCCUUUCUCCCUCUACUAUAAAGUUUGGCCUCAGCUACAGACAAAGAGUCUGUCUCUGCUCUCAUCAGUAAAGUUUAAUGAAUGUAAGGAGGCUUUCUAAGACUUACGCCACAGCUGAGAACAAUGAAGAGGGUCAUGUUGUGUUGUACCUCAGUUAUCAGUCCUGUUGAGUGGGUUUGAAUCUCGGAGAUAUUUAUUUUAGGGAAUGAAGAAGUGCUACAGUAACUGCUGUCAUGAGUAAUGAGUUUUGAAGAAAAGUUAGUUGUAUAAAUCCACCUCCACUGUUUUAUGGGUCUUCCUUUCCCAUCAUCUUACUGUGUUCCUGGAAGUACUUUCCAUUUAUGUUGACUUGUUCAUAAAACCCGCAUUUAUUUCAAUUUAUUGAUCAGAUAUCAGUUUGGUGGGUGUUUUUAAAAGGUUGCAGUUGAUGGCCUAGACUAUAUAAAUAUAUAUUUGGUUUCUUUUAGUCUCACUAAAAAAUACAAUCUUAUGUAUUCAUCUGUGCUUUGAAUACCAGCUUGCUGAUUGUUGGAACGUCUUGGCAUUGUGGUCUGUUGUUGAAGUAAUAAGGCACAUGAAAUUAAUAUUUCUGUGAGGUUUGACAGCAAUAACAUGUUAAAAUUUUGUAUAUUUAGCUAAUUGUCUUUGCACGGUAAAGCAUCUCUUACCCUUGAUAUUUUGUUUGAUGAACGGAGAUGUCAUUGAGCAAAUCACAACGCAUCAAUCUGAAUAGUGAAAUGUCUGUUUUAAAGACAGAAGUUGUUUAAAUCUUUAACUGCUAAAAGCACAAUGUCCUAAUUAUGAUAAGACUUUGUAGUUUAAGAUUUUUCUUAAAUGUGACCUAAUAUGGUAGGAUAUCACUGUAACUCUGUAAAAGCUGUUUGUAAUUAUCUGAGCAGUUUUUGUACUAAUCAACUUCUACUAACUAUUUAACAUCUCGUUAUUGAGAUUUGAAGUAAUAACUGUUUGAUAAUAGAUGUGUUUUUUUGGCAAUACAUUUGGAUAACCAAAUAAUUUGAUGAUAAAAACAAAAAAAUGUAAUAAAGCAAUUCAGUUAUAGAACUGCAAUACAAGCUCUUUUGGGGGCAGGAUUUGCUUUUGAUUUUAGGCAAAUUAUCUAAAAUAGCAUUUAUUGAAGGAUUCUCAUGUAUUUUACAAUGAACUGCUUUUUUUAAUCAGUUCAACAAAUCUGUCUUAUGUGAAGUCUUAUUUUUUUGUUUUUCUUUUAAGGCGUUUGUUGCACAGCUAUUUAUCUGUCUUGUGUUAGAUACCGAACUUCCACGCAAGUUUAAUUUAUUUAUGACAAGCUGGUUCAGAGUGCAGUAAACUGGAAGUGGUUAUACAAGUGCCUGGUGUGAGGAUCUGACACGAGGCCAGCAUCCAUCUACUGAUCAUUAUUUAUAUCAGAUACAUGUAACCAGUUUGAUCUAGUUUGUCAGUGACUCUCCAGAGCUGCACUUGUUGCCUAAGAUGACUUUGGGAAUAGUUCAUGUCUGCAUCAUAUGAGGUCUCAUACACCUGCAUGUUACUUUGAUCUUUGUAUAAAAAAUGAUCUGCAAUAACCUGGCGAGUUUCCAUUUUGUUUGCUGUUUUUUUUAUUUUUUUCUUCUUCUUUUGGACCGAGGCCGUCUGAUAAGAGUUGACUUAAAAAGAACAGAGCGGGUACAGGGUUACUAUGUAGCUACUUUAUACUGGAAAACAUCCGAUGAGGUUUAUUUAAUGAGUUUGUUGCAUUUUUGUGGGGGUGACACAUUUUUCAUUUAAAACAGCUGUAUAAACUUAAGAUGUGUUGUCUGUAAAUAUCUACUGUUACUCAUUUAUAACUGCUGUUUCUCUCUUCUGUAUAUUUAAGGCAAUUAAUUUUCUUUGGGUUUGACAAUAAAUUUCUGUUCCUUAAA